AUGGUUAAUAAACCCAUACCAAAUUGGUUUUAUGAAUGGUGGGCUAAAUUUGGUCCAUCUUUGGAGAUUCUUCCUAAAGAAAUUCUUAACUUAUACAAUCCAUGGUGUGAUAAUAGUUCACUUAUUGUAAAAUAUUUAUCUGAUAAUUUGAUCACUAGACAAUGUCCAUUCUUGUUCUUUACUAAAUUUCAGAUUCCGUGGAUAUGGAGAUGGUCAAUCACCAUAUCAAAGAACAAAUUCAACAUUCCCAUUUUAGAAAGAAAUUUCUUCUAUAAAUGGUGGAAUAAGAUGAGUUCAGAGGAUGUCCAGAAUAAAAUAAAAUUAAUUCAAGAAGCUAUAGCUGAAGAACAGAAUAAUAAGGUCAAGGAGCAAAGCUCCCAACAAAUGUCUAUGGAAAACUUGAAGAACUUCUACCAGAGGAAAUAUCUCAAUGAAUCAGAAGAUGAAAUCAUGGUCAGAAUUUUGGAUCAUUUGAAGAACCAAUUCUUCUCUACUUUUCUAACAAAAGCAUUGAAAGAUGAAGAUUCAUCUAUGAAGACAAGCUCUUCCAUGGGAUCAAUGGAUUCCCAUAACUUUGAUGGUUUGACAGGAGAAGGUCAAGCUGAUGAAGCUACUGUAGAAGAUUUCUGGGAUGCUAUGAUUCAAUGUAUGAAAGCAAAAGGAAAAACAAAGAAUUAA
This is a messenger RNA of Lathyrus sativus (Indian pea), 678 nucleotides long. Lineage: Eukaryota; Viridiplantae; Streptophyta; Magnoliopsida; Fabales; Fabaceae. The record is from the annotation of a GenBank genome assembly.